Messenger RNA from Kwoniella botswanensis, 1878 nucleotides. RefSeq lists its product as uncharacterized. Bases 1 to 1878 code for a protein of 625 amino acids. Gene Ontology annotation, biological process: proteolysis. Lineage: Eukaryota; Fungi; Basidiomycota; Tremellomycetes; Tremellales; Cryptococcaceae. The transcript is spliced from 14 exons. The record is from RefSeq and is a predicted model, not a curated record. Gene Ontology annotation, cellular component: membrane. Gene Ontology annotation, molecular function: serine-type endopeptidase activity.
AUGCCGCUCAACGGCCCACGGGCGAACCCCAAUCCAUCUCAAGGGACAUACAACCAAGAUCCCAUCCCAUCAUAUUCCUCACUAGAUCAUCCAUCCGACACUCCCACUCCAACAUACAGCUAUCCUCAUCAAUCCAGUCCUGAAAGUGGUACCGCACGUUUAGAACCGCUUCCUGCUCGAGGUACAGGGGAGGAGAGUGAAGCUCAGGAAAUAAUGAGGGACUAUCGAUCUUCUCAGUAUAUAGAUGAUGGUGGUGAUGUAGGUCUACUAGCACCUGGUAGAAAUCAGAAUCAGGAUGAUGGUUAUACCCAGAGAUAUGGGGAUGAGAAUCCAUACGAAGAGGGUGAAAGGGACAUUCAACAUCCUCCUCGAUCAAUCUCACCUUCGCUUGGUCCUUGGGAUUCAGCCUCUCAGAGAUCAUUACCAUACCAUCCUAAUCAAUUCCCUUCACACAGUAUACCCCUCUCUGACGCCGGUCGAAGCGGAGGACAUAAAGAUAAAGCUCCUUCGUAUGGCGGAUUGAGUUAUAUAGAUGAGAAUGGUGAAUAUUACCAUACCAACAAACCUCGACCUGCUUCUACUACACUGCAGAUGCAAGACAUAGAGAGGGACGAGGUUGAGAUGGGCUUAAUAGGAAACACCAAUAGAUCAUCAGGUGGUAUAGAACCUAAUCCAUACUACUCAAAAGAUGGAUAUGGAGAAUCACCUUAUCCAUAUCCUUCUUCAUAUACUAAAGAUGGUUAUAACUCUGGAUCGGGUGGAAUGAGAUUAAGAGGACCAAAUACAUUAUAUGACUUCUUACUUUUCCCGACUGGUCUGGAUAGGCUAUUGGCCCUCGUCGGGGUGAAAUUUGGUCAAUACCCUAUUGAGCAGGCUAUAGAGCGGAAGAGAAGGGGGAUCGGGGGUCAGAGAUGGCCUGUUGCUGCUUGGGGGCUAGCUAUUGUGAUGACUGCUCUAAUGGUAUAUGAGAUGGUAGCGAACUAUCAAGCAAUGGGAUCACCGAUCGCUACCAAGCCAUCUUUCAAUGUUAUGAUCGGUCCCUCGGCAGAAGUGUUGAUCAACAUCGGAGCGAGGUUUCCUCCUUGUAUGAAAUACGUCGAUGCGCUACCACCGGCUUUCCAGCUAGCUUGCCUGAACGAUACUGCCAACCCUCCGACCACCUCAUGUUCGAUAGAAGAAAUUUGCGGUCAUGGUGGAUUCAAUGGUCAGGAUCCUGAUCAAUCAUGGAGAUUUGUCUACCCCAUUUUCCUACAUGUCGGAAUUGUACAUCUGCUGUUGAACAUGUUAGCUCAGAUUGUAGCUGGGGCCCAAGUCGAGAGGGAGAUGGGUACAAUCCCGUUCUUGAUUGUUUACAUGGCAGGUGGGAUAUACGGCUUCGUACUAGGUGGGAAUUUCUCUAGAACGGGUAUCCCUUCUGUUGGAGCGAGUGGUGCUUUGUUUGCUACGAAUGCAUGCGUACUGGUCGAUUUGGUAUUACAUUGGAAAUACGAAGAAAGACCGAAACUCAAGGCAUUUUUAUUGGCUAUUGAGUUUUUGAUUGGUUUUGGUAUAGGCUACAUACCGAACGCUGUAGAUGGAUUGGCACAUCUUGGUGGAUGGGCAAUGGGAAUCUUGCUAGGAAUAAUCCUCUACCCAUCUAUAUCAGAAACGAAGAGACAUAAGUAUGCGAUAUGGGUAGCCAGGGUUAUAGCGUUUGUAUUAGUCAUACUGGCUUUCGUUUUGACCAUUAAGAAUUUCUAUACUGAUGACCCUAACGCCGCGUGUGAAUGGUGUAGAUACUUGUCAUGUAUACCUACAAGUUCUAAUGAACAUUGUAAAGGAACUGGAAUAACGGUGACUAACACCACGACUACCAAGAGAUCAUGGGAUUCACUCUAG